GGGAAACUUAUCUUAGAACUGCAGCACAGCAGCUGCCAUGGCCCUGGCAAAUCCACUGGAAAAGCUUCACGAAGAGGCUGUCUGUUCUAUCUGUCUGGAGUAUAUGAGUGACCCGGUAAGCAUAGACUGCGGACACAAUUUCUGCCAAGUGUGCAUUGCCAAGUACUGCCAGGAGAAAGGGCUUCAUGCAGAUGGACCCUUUACCUGCCCUCAGUGCCGGGAGGCAUUUCAUAAGGGCAGCUUCAGGCCAAACAAGCAGCUGGCCAACAUUGUGGAAAGCAUCCAGCAGCUGCAGCUGAGGACGGGCAAGGAGCAGGUUGGGGCGCUGUGUGGAAAGCACGAGGAACGGCUCAAGCUCUUCUGUGAGGAGGAUGGGGAAGCCAUCUGCGUGGUUUGCAGGGAGUCCGUGCAACAUCGGCCACACACCGUCUACCCCAUUGAAGAGGCUGCCCAGGUGUAUAAGAUUAAACUGCAGAAAUCUUUGGAUCAUUUAUCAAAAGAGGUGGAUGAAGUUAAAAAAUGGGAGUCAUUGGAAAGGAUGAAAGCUCAGAAAUGCAAGGAGAUAGUUAAGAAUAAGCGUGAGAAGAUUGUGACUGAGUUUGGGAAACUGCAUCAGCUGCUGGCUGAGGAGGAGAAGCUGCUUUUACAGAAGCUGGAAGAGGAGGAGAAGAAGAUUCUGCUGAAGAUCAAUGAAAACUUAGCUAGGAUUUUGGAGCAAAGAUCCUCUCUGGACAAGCUGAUCAUGGAAAUAAGAGAGAAAUUUCAGCUGCCAGCGGGUGGGCUACUUUGUGACAUGAAAAGCAUUUUGCGCAGGUAUGAAGAUAUGAAAUAUCAGGCCCCAGAAACUUUUUCUGUGGCCCUGAGAGAGAACUACAGCAUCCCAGUGCAUUGCCUUGGUAUGAGAGACCUGCUGAAGAAAUUCAAAGAGGAUGUGACUCUGGACCCAGAGACAGCUCAUCCUGAACUCAUCCUGUCUGGUGACCGAAAAUGUGUGAGACGUGGUGGCAAGAAGCUGGUCCUAUCUCUGUUUGAUAAUCCCAAGAGGUUUAAUACCACCCCACUGGUGCUGGGAUCUCAGGUCUUCUACACAGGCCGGGGCUACUGGGAAGUGCAGGUGGGAGACAAGACAGAAUGGGGAUUGGGGAUAUGCAGGGAGUCAGCCACCAGGAAGGGAACAAUUGUCUUGCUGCCCAGCAAUGGCUACUGGAUGAUGCGUUUGCAGAAUGGAGGCCAAUAUGAGGCCCUCACUUCCCCUGCCACCCCGCUCCAGCUGAGUGUGAGGCCUAGGCGGGUUGGGAUCUUUCUGGACUAUGAGGCUGGAGAGAUUACGUUCUACAAUGUGACUGACCGGUCCCAUAUCUAUACAUUCACUGACAAGUUCUUUGGAAAUCUCCGUCCUCUCUUCUAUCCUGGUGCUUCUGUGGGAGGCAAAAAUAUUGAACCCCUGGUGAUCUCAUGGGUAAGGGACACAGAUGGCAGUGGGUGUGUGAUUUUGUAGCCUUCUAGAUCAAGGAGGUGCAAAAAGGCAUCUCCUUUGUCUCUUACAUCAGCACAGCAGAGGGGGAGGGAUGGGAGUGGAAUUAUCUAGCUCUGAAGAACUAUCACUGAUUCAUUUCAGAUCUGGCUAGUUUUGCUCCCCUUCUAGGCUCUGAGCAGAUGGGGUGGAAGGAAUAGGGUGCUGAUGGGGAGCAGGGGUGGAGAAGCAGUGCAGGAGGGAGGCAGAGGUGCUGUAUAAGUAGAGUGACACAACAUGAUGUCCUGCUUGGCUGGAGAUGUGGUAGAUACCAUUACUGAAAAAUUAACAUUGACUUGGUCCAUUCAUGCCCAUUACUCACCAGUAAAAGGUCCCAGUGCCAUUCCUGCAAGAGUGCUUCACAUAGCAGUGAAUGAUAAAUGUGGGGGUUCUGUGGGUGGUGAGUGGGAUGUGAGAGUUUGGAUCCCACCCCUUUGGUGACCUACAGGUGACUGAUUUUUUAAAAUGUGAUAGGUAGGGAAAGAAGUGACUGGUUAGAUGUUACUUACAGACUAAGUACUUGAUUUUGGUGACAGGGACUCUACACUGCUCUGUGUAUGCUGUCUUCAUGUUGAUGUAGCAGUGAAUCAUAUUUAAACAAAACCAAUAAAGCAUGACUUUAUGAA
Messenger RNA from Gavialis gangeticus (Gharial), 2139 nucleotides. Its product is annotated as E3 ubiquitin-protein ligase TRIM39-like. Lineage: Eukaryota; Metazoa; Chordata; Crocodylia; Gavialidae. The record is from RefSeq and is a predicted model, not a curated record. The transcript is spliced from 6 exons. Gene Ontology annotation, molecular function: zinc ion binding; protein binding. Bases 38 to 1498 code for a protein of 486 amino acids.